This is a messenger RNA of Grosmannia clavigera kw1407, 1149 nucleotides long. RefSeq names its product d-amino acid oxidase. The transcript is spliced from 4 exons. Gene Ontology annotation, molecular function: D-amino-acid oxidase activity; FAD binding. The coding region runs from base 1 to 1149 and encodes 382 amino acids. The record is from RefSeq and is a predicted model, not a curated record. NCBI's taxonomy places the organism in Eukaryota, Fungi, Ascomycota, Sordariomycetes, Ophiostomatales, Ophiostomataceae.
AUGCCCAACAUUGUGGUAAUUGGCGCCGGCGUCUCCGGGCUCACGACCGCCCUGUUGCUAGCCCGCGACAAGGCCAACACGGUCACCGUGGUCGCACGCCACAUGCCAGGCGACUACGAUGCCGAGUACACAUCGCCAUGGGCGGGUGCUAACGUGCUGCCGAUGAGUCACGAGGCCGACAGCCGAUACGAGCGCGAGACCUGGCCGGAGCUGAAGCGGCUAGCCGAAUCGGUGCCGGAGGCCGGCAUACACUUUCAGAGGGCGACGCUGUGGCGGCGGCAGGUGGACCUGGACAAGCCGCGGCUAUCGGACGCGCUCUUCUACGAGAACCCGUGGUACCGCGACCUGUUUGACGACUACCGCGAGCUGGCGGCGUCGGAGCUGCCGCCGGAUAUCCGGUCGGGCGCGACCUUCACGUCCGUGUGCAUCAACACGAUGCUGUACCUUCCCUGGCUGGUGGGCCAGUGCCGGGCGCUGGGUGUGGUCUUCCGGCGGGCCGUACUGGCGCACGUGGAGGAGGCGGCCGCGUACGGCGGGCUGCUGGUGACGCCGGCCGGCACGACGGCACUCAACCCGCAGACACGGCCGGCCGAGACGAUCGUGGUCAACUGCAGCGGGCUGCUGGCUUGCCGGCUGGGCGGCAUCGAGGACACGGCCGUGCAGCCGGCACGCGGCCAGGUCGUAGUCAUCCGCGAGGAGCUGGAGCCGAUGCUGGUGACGUCCAGCGCCGGCGAUGGCGUUCCCGGCGAGCUGCUCUACUCCAUGCAGCGGCCCUGUGGCGGUGGCACCAUCGUCGGCGGCACGUACCAGGUCGGCAACUGGGACGGCCAGCCGGACCCCAACACGGCCGCCCGCAUCCUCGCCCGCAUCGCCGAGCAGCACCCACAGCUGCGCCGCAGAGGAACGCGCGCCUGUGACCUCAGCAUCGUCCGUCAUGGCGUCGGCCUACGCCCCUACCGUGCCGGCGGCGUCCGCAUCGAGGCCGAAAAGCUGCCUGGCAGCCCCAACGGCCCCUGGAUCGUCCACAACUACGGUCACGCCGGUUGGGGUUACCAGGGCUCGUACGGCUGCUCCAAGCACGUCGUCGAGCUCGUCCACGAGGUUAUCGCCAAGACCAGCGCCGCCAGGACUGUCAAGGCGUCUCUGUGA